CCUCCAGUUCGGUCCAUCUUGCCUGUACUGGUUCUUUGCUUGGUUGCGUUGACCAUAUGCCGGUGAUGACGUCACUCUAUCGGGCUCAGGUUAGAGCGCCACGUUCAUCAGACAGUGAGAGAAUCUUGUCGUUUCCUGAACUCGUCCUCUCGUCCUGUUGCCAGAAAUUAAUAAUGUCAUCCGAUGAACAAAAGCCACCGAAAAAGGACGUAGUGGACGUCCUUUUUAUGCUGGGCGCAUAUUCCAGAAAGGCCAAGGUGCCGAAGGGUGCAUCAAGGACGUCUCUUGAUGAGAUCGCUAAACAGGUACUCCCAGGUACUAACAUCUUCAAAUACUAUGAUGAAGAUUGGAAGGAGUGGGUGGAAGUUCAGGAAGGAAGAGACACCAUUUCAACAAAAUCUAAAAUAAGAAUUGAGUGUGUCCCAAAUGAGAGUGCCACUGAGAUAAACAAAGGUUCAACCAAGGCAAAGGCAGAGGAAAGUAAAACCUCGGUGGUCGAACCAACCGAAGAUAAGCCAGUGACGGACGUAGGCAUUGGACCAGCACUCGGUGAGAAACCCAACCAGGAAGGUUUAAACAAGGAAGAUGCAUCGAAAAAAGCAAAAUAUGAAAUACUUUUGAACGAACGUAUCGGAAAGAAGAAAGUGACGGAAUUACCAGGCAUUGGACCAGUAAGCGGAGAGAAACUCAAGCAGAAAGGCUUCUUGUUUAUGAAACAUCUUGUUGGAAUUUACCUGACAAUGCAUGGAAACGAGAAGGAAAAAGAAGACUUCAUCGAUUGGUUUUGCGAAAAGAUAGAGGCUAAACGUCGUGAGGAUGCAAUUAAAUGCUACACACUUUUGAAGGAAUGGACCAAAAAACACAUCAAUAUUGAUUCCAACUAGGCUUUGUAUUUAGGUAGAGGUAGCGGAGGAUUAAAAGGAAGAGAACAAAGAGUCCUCAUUCAAGGUACAUCUUCGGAUCCAUCUCCAUUGCUUUGGGGUGUGCCCCAAGGAUCUGUAGUAGGAC
Asterias rubens (European starfish) is the source of this 1008-nucleotide messenger RNA. RefSeq lists its product as uncharacterized. NCBI's taxonomy places the organism in Eukaryota, Metazoa, Echinodermata, Asteroidea, Forcipulatida, Asteriidae. The record is from RefSeq and is a predicted model, not a curated record. Gene Ontology annotation, molecular function: DNA binding. Bases 57 to 884 code for a protein of 275 amino acids. The transcript is spliced from 8 exons.